GCCGCUUCUGCACAUGACGAUCUUGCCCAUCAACAAAAAGUACCCAAGUUCCCGCACAGACUUGUCCUCUCAGAUCUUCUCUCCCCCUCUCAAGGUGACAUCCCAUCAUCCAUCCCGUUUCAUCGCAAUCAUGAAGACGAGUGCCUCAGUCUUGGCUUGGGCAUCAGCCCUCCUCGCUGCUUCACCCGCCGUAGCCAUGGAGACUUGCUGUGCCUCACUUGAAGCAAAGGGUCUGAAGCACGUUUACUACCCCGAUAGUAACGGGUACAAGACCCGCACUGAGUCGUACUUUUCCGUGUCGUCGCAGCUGGAACCUUAUUGUAUCGUUCAGCCCGAGAGCGCCAAGGAUGUAUCUACGAUUAUCAAGACAUUGACAGCCGAUACAAAGUGUAAUUUCGCGAUUCGAAGCGGUGGACAUACCGUUUGGGCGGCGAAUAACAUUAACGAUGGUGUCACUAUUGACAUGGGAUUGAUGAACAAGACUACGUAUGUCAAGAAUACAAAGGUUGCUCAGAUCCAGGCUGGUUCUAUUUGGCGAGACGUCUACGGUGCUCUUGAACCAUAUGGUGCUACUGCUGCAGGUGGUCGUACUUCGACUGUCGGCGUUGCUGGCUUCCUGACAGGUGGUGGCAAUACCUUUUAUACUGCCCGUCGGGGUUUUGGCUGUGACCAGGUUGUCAACUUUGAGGUUGUCCUCGGCGAUGGACGCAUCGUCAAUGCCAACAAGGACAACAACGCCGAUCUAUGGAAGGCCCUCAAGGGCGGCUCAGCCAACUUCGGUAUCGUCACCCGCUUCGACGUCCAGGCCUUCGACGCUCCUCUCCUCUGGGGUGGCCUGGUCACCUACUCGGCCGAAGAAACAACCGAUGCCCACGUCCAAGCAUACAAAGACUGGACCGAUAAUAUCGUUAACUACCAGGAUGGAUCAGUCAUUCCUUUCUGGAGUUACACUCCUCAGAAUGGAAAGAUUGGCAUCACAGUGUCGUACGAGGAUACCACUGGUGCUGUCGCUCCCAAGGCCUUGGACGAGUUCUGGAAGAUUCCCUAUGAGACGUCCAAUUUGCGCAAGGAUACUCAUCGUAACAUGACGAUUGAGCUUGAGCUGGUUGCUGGAUACCGCAACGUCUGGUUCGCCAUCACCUUCAAGAACAAGCUCGGCUUGUACAAGAAGGCUCUGGAGCUGCACAAGCAAUUCGUCAGCGACUGGAAGGCUCAAUCCCCCGACGGUGACUUUAUCUGCCAUGCCAUCUUCCAAGCCAUUCCAACCAUCUUCUCCAAGCACUCCCUAGAGCGAGGCGGCAACGUCGUCGGUCUUGAUCGCGAGAAAGACAACGCUGUCAUGUUCCAGGUCCAGCUGAUGAUCAACGGCGUCGAGCAGGAAAAGAUUGCUCGUGAGCGCAUGGUUCGCUUCCGCAAGACGAUGAAGCAGUACAGUAUCGACCAGGGUGCUGCUGUCGAUUGGGAGUAUCUCAACUACGCCGACUUUACCCAGGAUCCUCUUUCUACUUACGGCCCUAAGAAUGUUGACUUCAUUCGCAAGGUUGCCAAGAAGUACGAUCCCAAGGGAGUUUUCCAGACCAGACUGCCUGGUGGGUUCAAGAUCUCCAAGGUUGCCUGAAGCACAAUACUAGUCUUGGAUAGAAAUCUUGACCAACAUUAUACGUGUCAUUUGUUUCGUUGCUCGUCAGCCGCGUAAUUACUGUGCCGGUAGUAUACGCCCCGUGUCAGCUCUCGUAACUCUCGUGACAGGGGUCUCGCCACUAAUACGCGUAAUGCAGGGUAAGGCAAUACUUUACAGACAAUCACAUACUAUGCUGAGUCUAAGAGUUGUACAAGUUUUAAGUAGUAAGUGUUAUUCUUUAUCUAUAGAAAUCAUGUUCUCACUCCCUC
This is a messenger RNA of Fusarium verticillioides 7600, 1890 nucleotides long. RefSeq lists its product as hypothetical. Bases 14 to 1618 code for a protein of 534 amino acids. The record is from RefSeq and is a predicted model, not a curated record. The transcript has 6 exons. NCBI's taxonomy places the organism in Eukaryota, Fungi, Ascomycota, Sordariomycetes, Hypocreales, Nectriaceae. Gene Ontology annotation, molecular function: FAD binding.